UUUUUAAGUAUUUUUAUUUUCUUAGUCAAUUUCAACAACUUAUAAUUAUUUUUUAUAAAUAACUCUAUAUAUGAUAAUCUUUAUACUUUAUUACUAUUAAAAAAUGAUUUGUUUAAUUUAUGUUCGAAUUAUAAACAUAUGAAAAUUUUAGUCAUUUGGUUCGUAUUUAAAAGUAUAGGUUUUAUAGCAAAAAAAAAUUAAAAAAUGACAUGAUAACUUCUACUCUCUUAAUAGAACUAAUAGUGACCAUCACUAACAAUAGUUGGUAUCUUAACCAACUAGUUACUGCUUUUGUUGUAAUAUUAAUUAAGUGUAAAUUAGAAUCUCCUGAAUGUAGUUCAAUAAUUAAAUUUCCGUUUAAGUACAUUCAGUCGAUGGAACAUUAUUCAUAUUAUGGCCAGCGUGAUGGUCAUUCAAGAGAUUUGUUAUUGGAAAAAGAGCUGGAAUGGCUUGGAAAGGAGGAUCGUGGUAGAAGGUUACGUGUGGACAGACAAACUUUUCAUAAGUUGUUGCUCAAAUUGCAUCCAUUUAUAUCAAAGGCUAAAAAUGGACAGAAAAUAAGUCCAGCUAGAAGACUGACAGUUACACUUAGAUUUCUUGCAACGAGUACUUCCUUGCAAGAAAUUAAAGUUGAUACUCAUAUAUCGCCUCAAAUGUUGGCAAAAAUUAUUGUAGAAACUUGUGAUUGUAUCAUUGAAGCAUUGCAUGAUUACAUAAAAUGCCCUCUAACUGAAGAAGAAUGGCUGCGUAUUUCAAUGACUUUUGAAAGGACUACUCGUUUUCCAUCAUGUCUAGGUGCUGCUUGUGUACGUCACAUAGAACUUCGUAAAGUUUCUAAAGCAGAUACUGAUUAUUUAAAUGAAAGACGUCGUCCUAGUGUUUUAUUGACUGCUGUUGUUGAUUCUAACUACGAAUUUCUUAUAGCAGAUACAAGUCCAAGUGGACAUUUAUCAGAAUCAAACCCUCCAAAUAGGAUAAUUGAAAGAAAUAUUUGUCCAACUACUAUACCAGGCUGUUCAGGUUCUAAUCAACUACCAUAUGUCUUUAUAGCUGAUGACUCAUUUAAAUUACAAGAAAAUUUUAUGGUUCCAUAUAGAACUGUGAGUGAAAAAGGUGGAGAAUCUAAUAAAUUAUUUAAUCGUCAACUAGUCAAAGCAUACCAACGAGCAGCUAAGACACUUGCUAUUAUGGCUUGGAGGUUUGGUGUAUUACAAACUCCUGUUAAUUUAGAUGCUAGAAAAGUGCAAACUAUUGUCAAAGCAUGUUGUUAUUUACAUAAUUUUUUUAAGCGAGAAAGUUUUCAUUAUAUAGAUAAAAACAUGGAAGCUGUUAUUAAAGCUGAUAUGGCACCUAUAGUAUGGGGUCCUAAUGCUACUGUUCUUCCACAUGGUUAUAACUGUGAUAAUGAUCCCCAAUUUGUAAGAGAUAGUUUUGCAAAAUACAUUUUUGCACUAUUAAGAGAUAACAAUUCUUAAAUGACUCUUAACUAAAUAAGAAUUUCACGUGUGAAAAAAUGUUCACACAGAAUGAUAAUAAAAUGUGUAAAUUAUUUUAUAAUUUUGGUAUUGAAAUACCAUUUUACUAGUCUAUUAUUAGAAUGUUAAAAAACAUUUAUUUAAUAUACUUUUGCUUUGGUUCUUUUGUGAAUAUUAAUUAAAUUAUAAAAAAUAUAUUAUCUGUAAAAAUUAUUUCUGUUAUUCAUUUUACUUUUUUAAGUUUGCUCAAAUUAGUAAUUUUCAAUAUUUUUUUAACAGCAUAGUAUGUUGUUAUAGCAUAAUGUGAUGAUUAUUAAACAUUGUGUUUAAUAUGUAUGGUAUUAAAUUAACAGUAUUUAGAUAUGUGAAGAAUUUUGAGUAAUAAUAUUUCCUUAAGAAAAUUUUACACAAUUUUUUCAAUAACUUUAUACUUGAAAUAAAAAGACUUCUUUUGGUACUAAUGAAAUAAUUCCAAAUGAAUUACUAAACUAAGGUUUAAAGUACCUACAACAUUUUAUAACUCUUUAAUAAAAAAUUAAUAUAUUUAAUUAAUUUUUUAAUCAUUGUCUAAAAAUUAUUAUUAAUAAAUAAUAGUUUGUAGUCCCUUAGAGUAUAAAAUGUGAUCAAUAUUAUUUGAUACACAUUUUUCAUUUUACUAAAGUACAAAUAUUUCUUUAAUAUAUUUAAAUUUUGAUUUAAUUAUCAGUAGUGUGCUUAUAGACUUUAAAAAUUUAUUUUUUUACUAAUUAUUUUAAAUAUAUUGUACAAUUAGACUAUACCAA
Messenger RNA from Daktulosphaira vitifoliae (grape phylloxera), 2257 nucleotides. RefSeq lists its product as uncharacterized. Lineage: Eukaryota; Metazoa; Arthropoda; Insecta; Hemiptera; Phylloxeridae. The record is from RefSeq and is a predicted model, not a curated record. The transcript is spliced from 2 exons. Bases 210 to 1475 code for a protein of 421 amino acids.